AUGGGGGUGUCCGACCUCGACCGGCAGAUCGAGCAGCUGCGGAGGUGCGAGUACUUAAAGGAGUCAGAGGUGAAGACCCUUUGCAACAAGGCACGGGAGAUCCUCACCGACGAGAGCAACGUCCAGCAGGUCGAUGCGCCCGUCACGAUCUGUGGUGACAUACACGGGCAGUUCUACGACCUCGUUGAGUUGUUCAAGGUCGGUGGGGACUGCCCAGACACCAAUUAUCUUUUCGUCGGCGAUUUCGUCGACCGUGGAUUCUACAGCGUGGAGACGCUGUUGUUGCUCCUCGCGCUGAAAGUGAGGUACCCCGACCGAAUAACGCUCAUCCGUGGCAACCACGAGAGUCGCCAGAUCACGCAGGUGUAUGGCUUCUACGACGAGUGUUUGCGCAAGUAUGGGAGCGUCAACGUCUGGCGAUACUGCACCGAGAUUUUCGACUACCUGAGCUUGGCUGCUCUCAUUGAGGAGAAAGUUUUCUGUGUGCACGGUGGUCUGUCACCGUCCAUCAACACCCUGGACGACGUGCGCCAAAUCUACCGGAAGCAGGAGGUGCCGCACGACGGGGCGAUGUGCGACCUGAUGUGGUCCGACCCAGAGGACCUCGAGGGCUGGGGCCUGUCCCCCCGCGGCGCGGGCUACCUCUUCGGGGGGGACAUCGCGAGGCAGUUCAACCAGGCGAACGGCGUCGAGCUGAUCGCGCGGGCCCACCAGCUGGUCAUGGAGGGGUACAAGUGGAUGUUCAACGAGGCGCUCGUGACGGUCUGGUCUGCCCCCAACUAUUGCUACCGGUGCGGCAACGUCGCGGCCAUCCUCGAGUUCGACGAGAACUUGAAGCGGCAGUUCAGGAUCUUCGAGGCGGCCCCCGCGGAGGUGAGAGGCGUGCCGGCCAGGAAGUUGGUCCCUGACUACUUCCUGUGA
Messenger RNA from Prorocentrum cordatum, 921 nucleotides. The record is from the annotation of a GenBank genome assembly. NCBI's taxonomy places the organism in Eukaryota, Dinophyceae, Prorocentrales, Prorocentraceae.